UGUAGCACAAUCCAUGAAUUUACUUUUAAAACCAAACAAAACUAAAUCUAUUAAAACUGAUAAUAAAUUAUAUUUCUGUCAAUCCUUUAGGUUUAUAAUGAAUUUCUCAUCAUUAAAAUUUAAUAUUAUCUCAGAAGUAUGUCUGUGUUCUAAAGAAAAUAAUAUUUCUCUAGAAUUUCUCUUGAUGUUAACAUGUAGUCCUAUUUCUCUUGUUAAGAUUGUCCCUUCUUCCCAAGGAGAAUGCCUUUUUCAAAGUUUGGCUUCUCUGGAGUGCAGCUUCAGUUAAUGCAUCCAUGCACUGUGUGAACAUGUGGUAAAAGCAGGAAAAUCUUGGGUCUGUUUAGGUGGCAUGGCAAACCAGGUGACAUUAAGACAAGAAAACUUAGUGACAGAGUACUUUUACUGUACAUGACCUUAGUAUUCCUCGUAGAAGGUGUUUUAUUUUUUUUACUGCUGGGAAGAAAUCUUGUCUAAAAUUUUGCUGGUUUUCACUUUUUCCUCUGUUCAUUGUAGUAGUCAAUAGUUGCUGCCAAGAAAAAAAAAAAGAGAAAAGGAAGAAUUGAAAGUUUUUUAACAAAAUUACUGAUGCAGUGGCAGAACGGAACAUAAGGAAUAUUUUUAGAGUUCUGGGAUGUUGUUUCCUGUGAAGCAUCACAUGAUGGGAACCUGAUGUCUUGCCUGAACUCUCUAAGUGCAGUAGCUAUAUUCUGUAAAGACCUAAAAUGGCAGGUGUUAGCUAGCAAAUGAAGAGUAUUACUUUCUUAUAUCAUAUGAUAUUGACCUGUCUGUAAAAACAACAAAGAAACCUUUCUUCUGGCAGUUUCUUGUUUGAUGCUGUAUGCUGGAGAUCACUGUACCAGCUCUGUGCAAAACAGUGUAUGGAAGCUGUUGACUUCACUGGGAAUGGAGUAUCUGUUGUCAGUGAAGAUAGAGGUAAUUUUCUGAAAUAUGCACAGUCUUAGAACCACUACAAGUGGAGAACUGAGUCCCAGUUUCAAAAGUGACUUCUGUUCCUUCAUGGCAGAGUGACCAUAUAAAUAUCAUACCCCAUUAUUUGCUUGGUUAAAGACUGAAGAAAUUCCAAAGAUUAAUGUAAGGGAUUUACUGAUAAACAUUCACUCUAAAAGUGGAUUAAUGGGAGAUUCUCAAUUCAGAUAUUAAAUGGAAAUGUGUGUUUAUUUUUACCGGGAAAAUUUUGAUUUUGUAAUUUGUACAUUCUGACUGAGCACUGUAAAUACUUUAAAUAUUAAAAAAAAGUUGAAAGUGUUUAAAAAGUCAAUGCAACUAACUUCAACCAACUUUAAUGACUUUUCUUUUAAAAAUGUUUUGGUUUUUUAUCCUCUCAUUUCGCCAAAAAAAAAAAAAAAAGAAAAGCAAGCUUUUUCGGUUUUCAAUUAACUCAGAAGAUCUGGGAACCAUUGUUUAAAUUGAGUUGUAACUUUUUUAUUAAGGCAAAUGGAGAGGCCCAUUCUGCAGGUAUUUUGAAUAAUGAUCAUUGAUUGCACAUUCUAGUUGCAGUAAUAAAUAAUGAAGAUGCAAAACAGGAGUUGGGCAGUGGUGUUAGCAUGACCCUGUUUCUAGGGUAAUGUAAUCCACUUAGCCAGAGUAGCUUACUGGAAUAGAAACCACAAUGUUACAUUUAUACUGCUCCUCUGGCCCACUCUGCUCAUAUCUAGCUGCUGUACCUUCUCAGGGUAAUGUAUUAAAGAGCUCAAGGCCUUUCUUUUUUCUGGCAGGGCAGAAAUCCUGAAUACUGAAAUCCUAAAAAACAUUAAAUAUGCAUGAUAUACUAGAAAAGGAAUUAUGGUUUCUCCUAAAUUUAGUCAAAACUAAGCAUUCAUAUAAAAUAAGCUCAAAUAUGAAUAUCAUGCAAAAACUUGUCCUGUGAAAAGACAGCACUGUCAUUAGCCAGCUGUGUACAAAUGGUCUUUGUUUCUAUAAAUACACAUGUGGGCUAGGAAAAGCAACUCUACUCUCUCAGCAUUUGGAGAAACCCACAGACAUGUCUGGCAUAUUCCUCUCUACAGAAGCUGAAUGUGCCAAACACUUCUCACCAGACUUUCAAAGGCUAAAAUGCAAUUGACUUAAAGAAAGGAGAUCUGUGCUAUGGCAUCUAAAACCUGGUGCAUUAAGGAUGUUCUUUCUGAAUAGCAGAGGUACACUGUGUACAUUACAUUACAUCCUUCAGAUUUGUGGAGAUGUCAUCCAUAUGAAAGAAAACUCUCUUGAGAUUCAAAUCUGUCAUCUUCCCUGCAAAAAAAAAAAAAAAAAAAACCAAACCAAACCAAACCAAAACAAAACAAAACAAAACAAAACAAAAAAAAAAAAACCAAAAAAAAAAAAUAAAACAAAAAAAAACAACUAAUAGCACAAUGAGAAAUAGUAGUGAGAUAAGCUAUGAAGGAAAAUGAUCCUUAAUGCCUUUGGUGGCUAGGCUUUAAUUCCUGAGGUAAUCUACUAUCUGGUGUCUGGAUACAUGCAAACAUAGCACCACUUAACACACCUUUUGAUCAUUUAACAUCUAGAGAUGAGAGGCCCAGAGUGUGUUUUGGACUUGGAUUACAGUGCCAGUGAAUUAGGUUUCCUGAUGUUAUUACAUCAGCUUUGAAGGGAUGGCCUGCCAAAAAUGUAAUAGCACAGGAAAAACAGGUGGCUCUUAGCAAGAGCUCUGUCCUCAAUUCAGACUGCAAGCUCUACUAACUGUCCAUAAAGAAAAAAAAUACUAUUGUACUGAAACAAUAGAGAAAGAAAUGAAAUAAAAGCAAAUUCAGAGUUGUCAAAGACAUACUGGACUUUACAUAUAGCCCUAAUUAUCCUUUGUUCAGAUAUACCAAGAGUGCAUCUACCAGGGGUCCUAAAGAGAUGUUUUCCCUUGGAUUAUUCCCAAGCCCUGUAUCAGCCUCUGAUAUAGAGCAGAGACUUUGUGCCACAUCAGCAAAUGUCAUCUUUGUCACAGCUGGCCCUGUGAUAUUGGGAGGGUGUUGCAUGACAGGCUCAGAUGGCUGCUUCCCUCAGGUUCAAAAAUAAAGCAGUCUAGUUUUCAUUUUUCAGUCUAUGAAAAGAGGAACACAAGCAAAUGAAGCAUGACCUUUUCCAGCCUCUGGUGGCUUGAAUUCAAAGUUCAAAUACAAAAUCAAAAUACAGCUUCCUCCAUAGGGUCUUAUGUGCAUAAACCGGUGUGUUCAUAUGUUCAUCUACAUAAUUUUGGCUGUCCAUGUGUACUUUAAUUUCUGCAUUUAUAUGAACUGUGAUGGCUUACUAACAGAAACAGGGUAGUAAAACCUGGACUAAAUGGAAGGACAAAUUUCAUGUAAGUUAUUACCAUAUUCAGGGAUGAGCGUUCAGCUCUUAGCAUCAGGAAUAUAUGAGAUGUCUGUAAAGGAACACAAAACUGCCUUUUCCUUCUGCUGCAGUGUGGCCUGAGAAAGAGUGGCUGAACAAUUGGUAGCAAAUGGAAAAAUUAAUUUAUUGAAUUUACACAACCUCUUCCCUAAAAAGCAUUGCUAUAAUCAGGGGAAUUUGCUAUUCUCUAGCUUACGUAUGUUGGUCCUGUUAAUCUUUCAUGUCUCUUAUCAGUCCUACAACAAAGAAGCCUUUGUAAAUUAUACCUUCUAGCUGUGACUUUUCAGAGAUAAUGAAAAAGAAUGUGCUAAUGCUGAAAUUGUAACAGCACAGGACCAAUGGAAGUGAGAUGUUUGGCAUAUUUUAUCACUGCGGGGCCUGACCAGAAAUGAGACUCCGAGACAGAUCUGGGUUCAGAGCAUGCAGGGCAGGAGAGACCACUUUAUUUACAAAAACACAGUUUUAUACAUUUCCUAUGAGGCCUGUGUAUUGGAGGAUGGAAUUCCCACCUCCCCACCAGAUUGGCUAAGGAGGCUGUCAUUCAACCUCCCCUUCUCCUUGAGAAGGAAUUCAUAACAAGGGCAGUGUUUAUAAAACAUGGUCCUGUGUUUAUAUUCACGAGUGCGAGAAACUGCACAUUUGUCCUUUAAUAUGAACGCUCGGCAAACCAGGAAAAAACCUCAUGGCAACAAUAUUUCAUAAAGCAGCUAGAUAUAAAAAUAAAAAGGAAUAUCAAAUUGAUAUAUUUUUUGCCCAGACAUGGACAGACAGCCGUCUUCGCUUCAACAGCACCAUGAAGAUACUGACUCUGAACAGCAACAUGGUUGGCUUGAUCUGGAUCCCAGACACGAUAUUUCGUAACUCAAAGACAGCAGAGGCUCACUGGAUCACCACCCCCAACCAGCUCCUCCGAAUAUGGAAUGAUGGCAAGAUCUUGUACACCCUCAGGCUUACCAUCAACGCUGAGUGCCAGCUGCAGCUGCACAACUUCCCCAUGGAUGAACACUCAUGUCCUCUGAUAUUCUCCAGCUAUGGCUAUCCUAAAGAGGAAAUGAUUUACAGAUGGAGGAAAAAUUCAGUGGAGGCUGCUGACCAGAAAUCUUGGAGACUCUAUCAGUUUGACUUUAUGGGUCUCAGAAAUACUUCAGAAAUUGUGAAAACCUCUGCAGGUGAUUAUGUAGUCAUGACUAUAUACUUCGACUUAAGUAGAAGAAUGGGAUACUUUACUAUACAAACAUACAUUCCCUGUAUAUUAACAGUGGUUCUUUCCUGGGUAUCCUUCUGGAUCAAAAAAGAUGCCACACCAGCAAGAACAGCAUUAGGCAUCACCACAGUAUUGACCAUGACAACUUUGAGUACCAUCGCAAGAAAGUCAUUGCCCCGUGUUUCCUACGUCACCGCCAUGGAUUUGUUUGUGACUGUAUGCUUUCUAUUUGUCUUUGCUGCUCUGAUGGAGUAUGCCACCCUCAACUACUACUCAAGUUGCAGGAAACCAAACUGUACUAAGAAGAAAAAGUCGCUACCUGAUGUAAGUUUUGGUCAUGUAAUGAAUUAUUCUGUACUUGAUAUGAGACCACCAACUACAGUCAUCACAUUGAACAAUGCCAUGUAUUGGCAAGAUUUUGAAGAUGCGUGUGUCUAUGAAUGUCUGGAUGGGAAAGACUGUCAGAGCUUUUUCUGUUGUUAUGAAGAGUGUAAAUCAGGCUCAUGGAGGAGAGGACGGAUUCACAUAGACAUCUUAGAACUGGACUCUUACUCUAGGGUCUUUUUUCCUACAUCCUUCCUGCUGUUUAACCUGGUCUACUGGGUUGGAUACCUCUAUCUUUGAAUGUUGCCUGUAGCAGUGAAGACUGCUGCAUUUUCUCACUGCAGAUGGAUGGUGAAAGUGCAGAAAAAGUGAAGGACACAGUCAGCUUCAUCUCAGAUUAUAAAGACCACAUCAACCUUCACCAUCACAGAGCCUGAUGAAGAAUUUUAACAUGUAAUUUCCUCAAAAAGCAAAACAUGGAAGAAUUCUCUCCGAACUGCUAUUCAUUUUAAGAAAAAGGUUCUUACAAAGUUCAGCUGAAUUUGUAGUGUAAGCGAUGUUUAUGAAUAAUUAUAGUAUAUUAAAAUCUCUACUAUUGUCCCUUGCCAUAGCAGCUAUUCACAAUUCAGGCAAAGUUUAAAUAUGUAAUUUUUAUUUUUUCAUUCCCAUACUUUCUUCUAAAUGUUGCCAUGUCCCUAAGGCUCAGAGCAAUGUACACUGGCACUAGCAAAUAAGCCAAAGCCAAUGAAAAUGCUCAUUUGUAUUUAAAUUUGCUUUUUACCAUAAGUUUUGGGAAAUUGAAGAUCUCCUUGAUAUACAGUAACCACCAAGAGACAAUAAGAAAUGACUGGUAGGAUCAAAAUGUGGACCUUACUUUCUGCAGAGAUCUGGGAUUCAUGGAAUAAGCCACUUACCCACACAUAUUGGUUUUGACUUAAAGGUGAAAAGGCAGACAGGGAAGAAAGCUAUAAUUUUGAUAUAAAUAAGACUUGCCUAUCUGUGAGGCAGCUGUGGGCAUAACUUCUACAGUUUUUCAAGCUUUUAACUGUGUUUUUUAUGACUCAUUAAACACAGGAUUGUCAUUGAUUUCUAAGGUACCAUACUUGAAGCAGGACAAGAUUCCUGCUUGUUUGUCAUUGUAGCAGUUCAUAGUACAUAGCCCAUGAGUAAAAAUCACUAUAUAAUAGCACCAGGAAUAUGUGAAUUCCUUUGGAUUUCAAUCUGCUAAAAAGUGUGCCCAGACAUUUUUAUUUUUUUUCUCAAACUCGUAUUAUAAAAUUGAAAAACAUUUGCCAAAGGUCUUUUUUCCCUCCUUUUCACAACAUUAAACACUUCAGUAUUUACUCACGGUAGUUGUUCCCCAGGCCUGAGCUAAAGACUGAACACUUGUGGCUUGACUAGUGCAUUACAGGAACUCAGUUGUGACACUUGGAUUAAAUAUGAAAUAGUUGCCACAUAUAGAAAGAGGUUCUUUUCAUUGUUUUCCAAAAUUUCUAUAUUUUACACUAAAAAACAAUUUUGUACUUUUCAAGGUUUUGACCAAUUCUAAACUACUCAUUUUUUUCAAAAACUAGUUUUACAGUAUUAAACUAAGUGAUGUCUUUUACAGACUGUCUACACAAUUGCUAUUAAGCAAACAAACCACAUCCAUAAUUAAAUAGCAAUAGCUUUUCACUACCCUUUGCAUGACAAAUUGUUACAAAAGAUUGAAGUUAAAAGAUAAUUAAAACAACAAUUCUAUUUCUUUUCUCUUUUGGAGAUAAUUUUUUUAUUAACUGAAAAAAGUGUGUCUCUUCCACACAGUAUUUGAUGAAAAAUUGAAUAGUGGAUGUGACUGAAAAGGAGUUCUUUUUUCCUCAAAAGGAAAACCCUGCAAACAAGCAAAAACUAAUGCAACGGUAAUUCUAAAGGAACAGAAAUUCUAUCAUGUUCUUUGAAACAUCACUGUCUUGCUGCCAUGGCUGUUACUCUGUUCUUCCACUGAGUUUUUAAACAAAAACAAAAACAAAAACAAAAACAAAAACAAAAACAAAAACAAAAACAAAAACAAAAACAAAAACAAAAACAAAAACAAAAACAAAAACAAAAACAAAAACAAAAACAAA
Prinia subflava (tawny-flanked prinia) is the source of this 6975-nucleotide messenger RNA. It is a transcript of the gene GABRG3, whose product is annotated as gamma-aminobutyric acid type A receptor subunit gamma3. The coding region runs from base 4025 to 5170 and encodes 381 amino acids. Gene Ontology annotation, molecular function: benzodiazepine receptor activity; GABA-gated chloride ion channel activity; GABA-A receptor activity. Gene Ontology annotation, cellular component: plasma membrane; neuron projection; synapse. NCBI's taxonomy places the organism in Eukaryota, Metazoa, Chordata, Aves, Passeriformes, Cisticolidae. The record is from RefSeq and is a predicted model, not a curated record. Gene Ontology annotation, biological process: synaptic transmission, GABAergic; nervous system process; chloride transmembrane transport. The transcript has 8 exons.